Molecule: messenger RNA, 345 nt
Organism: Closterium sp. Naga37s-1
Lineage: Eukaryota; Viridiplantae; Streptophyta; Zygnematophyceae; Desmidiales; Closteriaceae
Source: the annotation of a GenBank genome assembly
AUGCGGGCAGUAGAUGCGGAACAGGGCACGUGCGCACUGGCAGUGCGUGUAGGUAGGGCAGGCGCCCGAGGCAGGGGCACGGCAGGGGCGCGCGGGCGCUGGGCAGUGGGGCGCGCGCGGGCAAGGGGCAGCGGGGGAUACGCGGGCGCUGGGCAGCGGGGCGCGCUAGCGCGCUGGGAAGAAGGGCGCACUGGCGCGCUGAGCAGCGGGGCGCGCUGGCGCGCUGGGCAGCGGGGCGCGCUGGCGCGCUGGGCAGAGGGGCGUGCUGCGCGCUGGGCGGGGCGCGCUGGCGCGCUGGGCGGGGCGCGCUGGCGCGCUGGGCAGCGGGCUUCGCUGGCGCGCUAG